This is a messenger RNA of Mucor mucedo, 657 nucleotides long. RefSeq lists its product as uncharacterized. NCBI's taxonomy places the organism in Eukaryota, Fungi, Mucoromycota, Mucoromycetes, Mucorales, Mucoraceae. Bases 1 to 657 code for a protein of 218 amino acids. The record is from RefSeq and is a predicted model, not a curated record. The transcript is spliced from 2 exons. Gene Ontology annotation, molecular function: protein binding.
AUGAACCAAAUGACAUAUCUUCGCAAUGUAAAGACUGUACCGUCUCCUUCAGGCUGGACACCUGAAACAAAGUACAUUGACAAAUUAUUUUGGUCGCCCAAUGUACCCAUUGAACUUCGAGAUUUAUUUCAGCCGAUGAAAGCCACAGUUGAAGAUCCACGACGUACCAUAAACUUUAUGAAUGAACAUGUCAAUUUAAUUGGCACCUUUCCUGGUAUUAAGGAACAGAAGAGGAACAUAAAGAUUAAAAAGUUGACAGAUAAAAACCAUCCUUGCUGUGGUGCCUAUGGGUUAUUUGCAGCUCAAACAUUACACCCGAAACAGUUAAUUUUGGAUUAUUUAGGUGUGGUUGAAUAUAAGGACGGUUACGAAGCAACCUCAGAUUACGUAUUAAGAUACGGUACAGAAUUGUCGAUCGAUGCUGGGCGUUGUGGUAAUGAAGCCCGAUUCUGUAAUGAUUUUCGUGGUUGUGGGCCUGAACCCAAUGUGUGUUUUAUGAACUACAUGGAUGAAAAGUCAAAGCAUAUUAAAGUUGGUAUCUUUGUGAACGGAAAUCGAAAGAUCAAAAAGGGGGAUGAAUUGUUGGUGACAUAUGGUAAAUCAUUUUGGGCUAAAAGAGGUGUGGAUAUGAGUGGACAACAGCAUAAAAAGCAGUGA